AUGCACAGCAAAGGUUACUAUGACAUCCUUGAAAAGCGGCAGAAGCUGCCAGCAUGGGAAGCAAGGAAAGAGUUCCUGAAACUCAUCAAGCGGAAUCAGACUGUGGUGCUGGUUGGCGAGACUGGCUCUGGCAAGACAACUCAGUUGCCGCAGUUUUUUGCUGAGGCUGGCUACCACAUGGCUGGCGACAAGCCUAAAGGCAUUGCGUGCACGCAGCCUCGGCGGGUCGCAGCCAUGAGUGUAGCACAGCGAGUGGCUGACGAAUUAGAUACAAUGCUGGGUGCCCACGUGGGAUAUCUCAUUCGGUUCGAGGACAAGACUUCCACAGAGACGAUCUUGAAGUUCCUAACGGUUGCUCGUCUGAGAGAGCUCGCGAUGACGGAUCCCUUGCUCACCAAGUAUAGUGUGAUCAUCUUAGAUGAAGCGCACGAGCGCACGCUUGCCACAGACGUCCUCUUCGGGUUGAUCAAGGAGGUCAUGAAACGAAGGCAAGACCUGAAGCUGGUGGUCAUGUCUGCGACGAUGGAUGCGCAGAAGAUGCAGGGGUACUUUGACAAUGCGCCAUUGCUGAACAUCCCUGGCAGAACACACCCUGUGGAGAUUUUCUACACUUCAGAGCCAGAAAGAGACUAUUUGGAAGCAGCCAUGAGAACAGUGGUGCAGAUCCACAACUCAGAGCCUGAAGGGGACAUCCUUUUGUUUCUCACGGGCGAAGAGGAGAUCGAGCAAGCGUGUCGACAGCUCCGGAAGGAGAGCUCGCGAUUUCCGGAGAAUGGCGAACUCGUGGCUGUGCCCCUUUACUCGUCCUUGCCUCCGCAGCUACAGCAGAAGAUCUUCGAGCCGGCGCCCGGCCCCCGCUUCGCCGGUGCACCGCCUGGAAGGAAAGUAGUUGUUGCUACAAACAUUGCAGAGACCUCCAUCACCAUUGAUGGCAUCGUCUAUGUGGUGGAUCCGGGCUUCGCGAAGCAGAAGGUGUACAACCCUCGAAUCCGCGUAGAGUCCCUGCUUGUGUCUCCUGUGUCGAAGGCCUCAGCUGCGCAGCGCGCGGGGCGUGCGGGGCGCACACGGCCUGGGAAAUGCUUCCGUUUGUACACGGAGAAGGCCUUCACCACCGAGUUGACGGAGCAAACCUAUCCUGAGAUCUUGCGAUCCAAUCUGGGCGUCGUGGUCCGAGCCUCAGAGAGAUCAAAGCGACUUCUUCGAAUGGGGCAGCUGGUCAUGUGGGAUGGGUGUGUCCGAAUGGGAAGUGUUCAGUAUUCCUGCAGCAAAGGGAUUCUGGUCUGGUUUUGCUACUUCAGAGGGAACCCGGAACCAAUGCAUGUGAAUCUAGUUCCUGACAUCCUUUCGCCAGAGUUCUUUGGGCUUUGCCCAAGACCUGCGGUUCCAUCGUACUUCAAGGUGCUCACCUUGAAAAAGCUGGGCAUUGACGAUUUGGUCCACUUUGAUUUCCUGGAUCCCCCAGCACCAGAGACGAUGAUGCGGCUCGCUCGCAUCGGGAACUGCGGCGGACGAUCCUCUCAGACUUGCGGGCCCAAAUUCAAGUGCAGCAACGAGAUUCUCUCGAUUUCCUCCAUGCUCUCGGUGCCAAAUGUCUUUGUGAGACCCAAGGAGUUUGGCAAGGAAGCGGAUGAUGCGAAGAACCGCUUCACGCAUUUGGAUGGUGACCACUUGACUCUUCUGAAUGUGUUUCAUGCGUACAAGCAGUACACGACGGAGGGUGCAGACCCGUCGCAAUUCUGCUACGACAGCUACAUCAACUCAAGGUCCAUGAAGUCGGCGGAGAACGUUCGUGAGCAACUGAAGAGGACCAUGGAACGCCUGCAGUUGCCAAUGGUGAGCACGGACUUUAGGGAUAAGGAGUAUUAUCCCAACAUCAGAAAGUGCCUAGUUGCAGGAUAUUUCAUGCAAGUUGCGCACUUGGAGAAGAGCAGCCACUACUUGACGGUCAGAGACAACCAAGUGGUGGCGCUACAUCCAUCCACCGGGAUUACUCACAAGCCUGAGUGGGUCCUUUACCACGAGUUUGUUCUCACUUCGAAGAACUUCAUCCGGACGGUGACCCAAGCUGCUUGGAUGAGUCGCAAAUCCCAGUGGUCUGCGGUCACAAGAGCUGAGAAGCUUUCCUAUACCAAUCCAAAUCCCCUGAAAGGCAUGCCCAAAUGCGCCCAACUACUUUAG
Molecule: messenger RNA, 2178 nt
Organism: Durusdinium trenchii
Lineage: Eukaryota; Dinophyceae; Suessiales; Symbiodiniaceae
Source: the annotation of a GenBank genome assembly